GGGCCGCGGCGGCUGGGCUGGGCUGGGCCGGGCAGGGCGGCGGGGGGUAAGAGCCCUCGCUAUGCUGCCCAGCGCCCUGUACUGGGACCUGGUGGGCUCCUCGGCUCUCCUCAACCUGCCGGCGGCGCCGGGCUUCGGCAACCUGGGCAAAAGUUUCCUCAUCGAGAACUUGCUGCGGGCCGGGGCGCCUCCGAGCCCUGCCCAGCUCCGUCCCCUCCCCGCCAGCCCCGUCCCCCUCAAGCUGUGCCCCGCGGCGGAACAAAUCAGCCCCUCAGGGGGUCCCUACCCGACAAGAUGGGCUUUUCAAGUGCUUAACCCCUCCGUGGCGGACGGCGGCCGUCUGCCAGCGAGGGCUCCGGCGGCGGAGAGAGGCGGCGUCUUCCCGCCGGCAGCCACAGCUCUUUCCAAACACUUUUUUCUCCGAGCCCCGCCAUUCUACUCAGCAUGCUGUGGUGGGUCCUGUCAGCACCCUGCAUCCCCCACUGCUUUUCCAAGAGAGGAAAGUGUGCUGCCUCUUCUGACCCAGGAGUCUAACUCCAAAUCCCGAAGAGGUAUAUUAAGAAGAGCUGUCUUUUCUGAAGACCAGAGGAAAUCUUUGGAGAAAAUGUUUCAGAAGCAGAAGUAUAUUAGUAAAACAGACAGGAAGAAACUGGCCAUUAACCUGGGUCUAAAGGAGUCUCAGGUGAAAAUUUGGUUUCAGAAUCGAAGGAUGAAAUGGCGAAACUCCAAAGAAAAAGAAGUGCUUUCAAACAGGUGCCUCCAAGAAGAAGGUCUUCAGGAGAACUACCUCUCACGAUCCACCAUGAGUUUUACCUCCCCAUGCCCAUCUGUGUGGGAAGUGACCCAGGAGCAAGCAAGUCCAAGGUGGAGGGAGACUUCUCCAGGAAAUUCUGAAAGACUGAUGAGUACACAACCACCUCCAAGAGCAAAUUCAUCGCAGAGCCCACUGUAUUUGUACCCUGACCAAGACACUGCAAAUAAGGCAGUUACAUCAUCAGCCUAAGGAAGCAGGGGCAGUUUGUAAAUUGAGUGGAGAGCACAGGCUUCAAAUGAGCAGUCUUCUAAGACUAACAAUAUUUGGACAUUGUAACUAGUUUAUGCUCAUAAAUUUGCUAAAGUCUAACACCAUUAAAAUUACAAACAAC
Melopsittacus undulatus (budgerigar) is the source of this 1145-nucleotide messenger RNA. It is a transcript of the gene DBX2, whose product is annotated as developing brain homeobox 2. The record is from RefSeq and is a predicted model, not a curated record. Gene Ontology annotation, molecular function: DNA-binding transcription factor activity, RNA polymerase II-specific; DNA binding. NCBI's taxonomy places the organism in Eukaryota, Metazoa, Chordata, Aves, Psittaciformes, Psittaculidae. The coding region runs from base 62 to 1003 and encodes 313 amino acids. Gene Ontology annotation, biological process: regulation of transcription by RNA polymerase II. The transcript is spliced from 4 exons.